AUGCCUGGACAACCAGAUGCCCCUUCCAUCAUCUCGUUGCUGGUGUCGUUGCUGUCGAUCUCGUUGAUGUCAGUUCUCUUUGGUCGUAAGACCUCAGGUACCUCCUUGGCCAACAUCAACUAUGCUCGAGGUCUCGUCAUCUCGCUCUAUGUCGUCUCUUGGCUCUUCACAACCAUGGCUGGCGUGUUGACAUCGACCAACGCCGGCAACAUCAUAUCCUGCACCCUCUCCAUCUUUGUCUGUCUGUCCUUGUACGCCGCCUCCAAGAUUAUCAUCUACCUCUUCCUCAUUGAGAAGGUCUACGUCGUCAGUUCCGUCACCACUACUCGCAAAGAUACCAUGCUGUAUCGCUUCAACAUCUUGCUGUUGACCCCCUACACCAUCAUCCUGGUCCUCAUGAUCUUGAACCACGUCGCUGUCCUGGACGAGAACGACCAGUGCUUCAUUGGUCUCAAGCCCCUCGCCUCGAUUGUCCUAAUUCUUUACGACAUCUUCAUCUCCUGCUGGUUGACCGUCCUCUUCAUCCGCCCUCUCAUGAGCACCACCUCCGUCCUCCAGGGCCCCAGCAAGGGUAAGCUCCGUCAAGUCGCCCGUCGUACUCUUAUCGGUUCCGUGAUUGCCCUUAUCCUCAGUUCCGGCAACGUCUUCACCCUCGUCUACUACCGUGGUUACGAGGACUCUGUCCUCUGCCUUCUCUCGUGCACACUGGAUGUGACCUUGAAUGCCUGCACAGUCCACUGGGUCACCUCGCGCGGUGCUCGUCACGGUACUGCGACCGAGAAGGCCAGCCGUGGUAUCACCAACCAGAACACUCACCAGAUGAACGGCACCAGCACCGAAAAGCAGGUCGCCCCCACCGACACCCACAUCUCCGUCACCGUCGAGUCCUACAUGGAGCACUAA
Linnemannia hyalina is the source of this 903-nucleotide messenger RNA. NCBI's taxonomy places the organism in Eukaryota, Fungi, Mortierellomycota, Mortierellomycetes, Mortierellales, Mortierellaceae. The record is from the annotation of a GenBank genome assembly.